ACUGGGCAAUAACGAGGAGGGGACGAAGAAGAAGGAGAAGGAGAAGGAGAAGGGGAAGAAGAUAGGGGAGGAGAGGAAGGCGGAGGCGAAGGAGAAGCAGGAGGAGACGGAGAAAGGGGAAAAAGAGGAGGAGGAGAAGGAGGAGGAGGAGGAGGCGAGAAAACGUGUGCCACAUGUGGAAAUGCGCCGGUUUGUAGCACAAAUCGCCAGUGGCAUGUGUGCUCUGGAGGCCAAACACAUCCAGCAUCGUGAUCUGGCAGCUCGCAACAUUCUCCUCACCCACGAUCGUCAGAUCAAGAUCGGUGACUUCGGUCUGAGUCGUGCCGAUGGCUCGCACUUCACCUGUGGUCGAAUAUCAACGCGAUGGACGGCGCCGGAGGUGUUGGAGAGUGAGGCAAACUUUACACUGCGCUCGGAUGUGUGGUCCUUUGGUGUGGUGGUGUGGGAGAUCUACAGUCUCGGCAGUCUGCCCUACAGUGAGGUGCCAAAUCAAGAGUUGCUGACUUACCUUCGUAGUGGUCGUCGAUUGGAUCCACCAUGUGACACGCCAAAGAGGAUGGUCAGUCUCAUGGAUGAGUGUUGGCAGAUGUCGGCUUCACUUCGUCCAUCGUUCGCGGAAAUCGAUUCCUACAUGCAUGGAUUCCCCUUGCAUACACCUCCCCUUAUAUCGCCUCUUCUGCCCGCGAAACAUGUUUCCUCCGUUUUUUGA
Hydatigera taeniaeformis is the source of this 709-nucleotide messenger RNA. Lineage: Eukaryota; Metazoa; Platyhelminthes; Cestoda; Cyclophyllidea; Taeniidae. The record is from the annotation of a GenBank genome assembly.